This is a messenger RNA of Raphanus sativus (radish), 1200 nucleotides long. RefSeq lists its product as uncharacterized. The record is from RefSeq and is a predicted model, not a curated record. The transcript is spliced from 3 exons. Lineage: Eukaryota; Viridiplantae; Streptophyta; Magnoliopsida; Brassicales; Brassicaceae. Bases 106 to 1005 code for a protein of 299 amino acids.
UUUUUCUCAUACCAAAAAACAAAAAAAACAAAAGUAACAAUUAGAGAAAAUAAAACAAUUUUCAUCUUCCUCUCCAUCUCUCUAUCUCUCUUCUUCCUUAAAGCAAUGGAUCGACAAGAUUCCGAUGACAUCAUGAAGUUUCUCGACGGCAUGGCUAGCUCCGACGAUGUUUUAUUUGGUUUUCUCGACGGAGGAAACCAUUCACCGGAGAUUUACCCUGACUCCGGUAAUUUCACCGCCGGUGAAGAAUCCGAUGCUGACAACGAUGUAGCCGGUAGCAAUUCCGAAGAGAACAAAACCUUUUGGUUUGAACAAGAACAACUUCUCCAGGCGACACUGUAUAGGACAAGUUCAAUUGAGACAAAGAUUCGACAAGCAACGAAACAAGCCUUGAAAGAAGUGAGAUCAAAGGGUACGCAAUGUGUCUGCCGGAAACCCGUGACCGGCGGUUGCCGUAGCUGUCUACGCGGCGAAGUGUCUCGCCUUCUCCGAGAGGCCGGAUACGAUUGCGUCAGCUGUAAAUCCAAGUGGAGAAGUAAUCAUGAGAUCCUUGCAGGUGAGCAUGAAUAUUUGGAAAUCGUGGACCAAUCGGGAUCAAAGAAAGUCGAGAUGCGUGUGGUGAUCGAGCUAUCUUUCAGGGCUGAGUUCGAGAUGGCGAGAGGUAGUGAUGAGUACAAGCGACUCGUCGGAAUAUUGCCGGAAGUGUACGUCGGGAAAACAGAGAGGCUAAGAACACUGAUAAAAAUAUUGUGCACGGCGGCGAAAAAGUGCAUGAAAGACAAGAAAAUGCACAUGGGUCCUUGGAGAAAACACAAGUACAUGCAAGCCAAAUGGCUCGGCACCUGCGAGAGAAAAUCAAUGAAGCUGGUUGCUGAGACUGAGACGGAGACUGGGGAGAGUGAUAUGAUUGCCAAAGCUAAACAGAGAGUUUCUAUGUUGAAUUAUGGUAUUUUUGAAAAUGUAUCCGCCGGAAUGGGCCGUCCGGCCGCCGUAGCGGUCGUAUGAUUAUAUAUACAGACGUACGAUAUGAUAAAUAAGUUAGGGUGUGAUUAAGUGAAAUGAGUUUUGCAUUGAGAGUUUGCGUGGAAUCGUCUCACCGAUGGUAUUGUGUGCUCAAAUAGGGCUACUUCUUGAACCCAUUGUAUUAUACGCAGUGUUAUUUUAAUUAAAUAAAAUUAUAUUCCACUGUUUACAUAAAAA